CGCUAGAGAAGAGGGUGAAAGGCUACUGCCCUCAGGCAUAAAACAGUUCCUGUGAGACAAACAAAAGGAGGGAUCAAGAAUGAGAAUGUGUUCUUAGGUUUCAGACUUUUGACCAGAGAUUACUUUUUGGGAUCAGGACAGAGAGAAGUCACAACAUACUGAGUUUCUUCAGCAUAAGAGAAGAUGACUGCGUCAAAGAUAUCAUUUGAGGAUGUGGCUGUAGACUUCUCAUGGGAGGAGUGGCAGCUGCUUAACCCUACUCAAAAGAACUUGUACAGAGAUGUGAUGUUGGAGAACUGCAGCAGCCUUGUCUUCUUGGGUUAUCAAACCACCAAACUUGAGGUAGCUUUCAAGCUGGACCAAGGAGAGUCAUGGAUAAUGGAGAAAGGAAUCCUAAGUCAAAACUUUUUAGAAAUCUGGCUAGACAAUUAUUCUCAAGUAUCUCCUCAAAAUAAACAAGACAAGAUUAAAAGAAAGGGGAGAGGCUAUGGAAAUGAUAUUUUGGAGGAAAUACUCCAAUCAAACGUGAACUCUGUUCGUUUAGAAAUGAUAUUUCAUAAAUGUAGCUCAUGUGAAAGAAGUCUAAAACAUCCUUUAGAAUUUAAAAUUCCAAAAAGUAACUGUGAAAGAAAAAAAAUUAAGGUCAGUAAGAAAUUAUUGUUUUGUCUAAAAUCUGACAGAACCUAUGGCAAAGUAAAACACAAUGAUUGUAAUAAAUGUACAAAAACUAGGAGUAAAGGGUCAGUGCUCUUUAGAAAGCAUAUAACAAAGUUAGGAGUCUAUUUAUGUUUGGAAUGUGGUAAAGUUUUAAGCCAGAAAUCACAGCUUACUAAUCACCAGAGAAAUCAUAUAAGAAAGAAGCCCUAUCAGUACAUUCGAUGCGGGGAAACUUUUGCACAAAAGUCACUGCUCACUAUUCACCAAAGGACUGACUCAGUAGAAAAACCAUAUGGUUGCAAUCAGUGUCAUAGGGUUUUCAGUAGUAAGUCAGUGUAUAUUCAGCAUCAGAAAAUUCAUACUGGAGAGAAGACCUAUGCUAGUAGUGUAUGUGGAAAAGCCUUCAGCAAGAAGCAACAGCAAAAAAGACAUGAGAUAACUCAUAAAAUAAACAGACCUUAUGUUUGCAGUGAUUGUGGGAAAGCUUUCUCUCAGAAAUUGAAACUUAUCAUUCAUCAAAGAAGACAUACAGGAGAAAAACCCUAUAAAUGUAGUGAUUGUGGAAAAGCUUUCUUUUGGAAUUCACACCUUAUUAUUCAUCAGAGGUCUCAUACAGGGAAGAAAACUUAUGUAUGUAGUGAAUGUAAAAAAACCUUCAAUGAGAACUCACUUCUCAUUAGGCAUCAAAGGGUUCACAGAGGAGAGAAACCAUAUGCAUGCAGGAAAUGUGAUGAGGCCUUUGUUAGAAAGUCACAACUUAUUGAACAUAAGAUGACCCAUAAACGAGAUAAGAAAUAUCAAUGUUGUGAUUGUGAACAUGCCUUUUUAAAGAAAUCAGAGCUAAUAAGACAUCAAAAAAGUCACUUAGAGAAACCUUAUAGGUGUGAUGAGUGUGGGAAAAGAUUCUUUGGAAAGUCACAGCUCCUAACACAUCAAAGAACUCACACUGGGGAGAAACCGUAUAAAUGCAAUGAGUGUGGAAAGGCCUUUUCCCAGAAGUCAAGUGUGAUAUCACACCGGAGGACACAUACAGGUGAGAAACCCUACAAAUGCACUGAAUGUGAGAAAACUUUCAGUGAAAAAUCAAGCCUCAUUCAUCAUCAGAGAACACAUACUGGGGAAAAGCCCUUUGAAUGUAACGACUGUGGGAAAGCAUUUGCAUGGAAGACACAACUCCUUCGACAUCAGAGAAUUCACACAGGGGAGAAACCCUUUGAAUGCAAUGAAUGUGGGAAAGCAUUUGUUCAAAAAGUACAGCUCAUUAAGCAUCAGAGAAAUCAUACAGGAGAGAAGACCUAUAAAUGCAGUGAUUGUGGAAAAGCUUUCUUUGAGAAGACACAGCUUAUGGUUCAUCAGAGAAUCCAUACAGGAGAGAGACCAUAUAAUUGUGGUGAAUGUGGUAAAUCUUUCACUAGAAAAUCACAUCUUUUGAGGCAUCAGACAAUUCAUACAAGAGAUAAGUGAAGUAAUAUAGGGGCAGUCAGUGUGGUACUAGAUUUAUCAGGAAGUUACAGUUUAUCAUAUAUCAAAGAAAUCAUAUAAUAUAGAAGUCAUCUAAGUGCAAGGAACUUGGAUAGAUGCUAUCAGAUGUUCCCUUAACACUUCUUGAGAAUAAAUAGAAGAGUCUCCUAUCAAGACCAUCAAGAAAAAAAUUAGAAAUUAUAAAUCACAAGAAAGAAUUCAGAAAAAAGACUGUAGAGGUAGACAAAAUGAAAAGUAGUUUUCCCAUAAGAUACAACUUAUUUCACCUUGGAUAACUUGUCAAGGUAAUAAUAUUUUCAAUACUACUAGAGAUAGUGCUGGAGCCAUUAGUCAGAAAUCACAGGAAAAAAGCAACUAUAGAAAGUGAGCCAAAGAUCUCAUCAGAAAAGGACAACCCAUUGAGUAUUAAAGAAUGCUAAAAAAAAGUAUAGUCUAAAUAGUUCAAACUGAUGAUUUGAAGAGUGUAAUUAGUGUGAUGCUACUCAACUGAUUUUGUGAGAAAGUUGUGUUCGUUGUACAUAAAUUACUACAAAAAUCUGUUUUAAAUAGCAAGUGUGUUUGUGAAGACAUCUGCUUCUGCUGUGGAAGAGUAAUCUCCCUUGUCUUAAACAGCUAGAAACUGUAAAUAUAUGUGAAAUAUUUUUACUUUAAUGUUUUUAAUUGCCAUCUAGAAGUUUUAUGUAUUUGUGGAGGUACAGUAUGGAUUUUAAUGCACAUCAUAUAUAAUAUGUAAUUAUUGGAUCUGUGGAAUUGGUUUAACAUAUAUUACUUCAUAUAUUUAUCAUUUCUCUGUUAGGAAUAUUCAAAAUCCUCUCUAAUAGCUUUGUGUUGUUAUUGAGACAGGGUCUCACUAUGUAUCCUUUCUGGCCUAGAGCUCUCUGUGUAGUCCAGACUGGCUUUGCACUUAGAGAGAUAUGCCUGCCUCUACUUCCCUAGUGCUAGGAUUAAAGGCAUGUACCACCAUGCCUGGCUUUCAUUACCUAUUUUUAAAUACUUCGGCAGUGGUGGCACACAACUUUAAUCCCAGCAGUCAUGAGGCAGAGGCAGGUAGAUCUCUAUGAGUUUGAGGCCAGCCUGGUCUACAAAGCUAGUUCCAGGACAGCCAGGGUUAUACAGAAAAACUAUCUGGAAAAACAAAAACAAAAAAGUCAGCUGGUAUUCAAAGAAGUAAGACAGUGCUGCUGGGCAUAGUUAGUGGCACAUGCCUUUAUUAAGUCCCAACACUUGAGAUACAGAGGCUGGAGGAGCCCUGAGUGUUUGAGGCCAGCCUAGUCUGAAACUUUUAAAUAACAUUUAUAUAUAUAUAACUUUGUAAAGAUUCAAAUGGGACUAAUAUUGAUCAAAACAUUAUUGAAAGGAUUUUUUAACACUUGGUAGAAUUGAGCAGUUUAGAUAUUGAAAAUAAACCAGUAAAGUUGAUAAGUAAAAAUAACAAUUAUUUCAAUGAUAUACAAAAAAAAAGAAAACAAAGCAAACAUUGCAUUUGAAGGCUGGUGUAUAAACUGGUUGAUGUAGCAUUUAGCUGGCAUAAAUGAGACACUGGUUCAGUUGCCUGUACUGCAAAAUGAGAGAAAAAAGUAUUGGCAUCCAGUGAAUCUCAGCACUUUGUCAGGUGGGACAAGAGGAUAGUGACUGUGUCUCAAAAACUUAAAAAUGUACAGAAGAGCUGAAAAUGUUCCAAGUAUGAACCAUCUUAAAACAACUAAAAAGAAUGAGAUAAUACACAUGAAAAAAGAGCAGCAGCAUAUUAGCUGCUCCAAGAUACACAAGUUAGAAGACGAAGGGGAAAUAUCAAUGAAAACACAUUAAAGUAAUGCAGAGUAGGAAUUUUGAAUUAAUAGGGGAUAAAGAGGUCUGGGAAUAGAGGCUCUGUGAGCAAAUAUAAACUUUUUAAGAUUUAAAAAAAAAAAAAAAAAUUGAGUUUAGGACCAAAGCAUUUGUAACAUAUUUUAAGCUUCUAGGCUCUUAGAAGUUCAAUAUAGCAUUUAAAUGAUAAUAGUUUACCUAUGACUGCAUCAUCUGAGUCAGUAACCUGUUCUUAAAUUCUGGUGAGCUGCAUUUGGAGCAACUGAAGAACAGGAAAUGUAUAUGGUGGUGGUGGUUCUGUGUUGAUUGUCCUUUACCUCUGUAUAGUAACUCAUAAUCUGUCUUCUAGAGGCAAGUUUCCUGGGACUUCUUCCUAGGUUUGAACUGUGAGCACCAUUAAGAAGUGACGUCUGUCCCAUUCCUGUUUCUUUUUUGUGCCUUGGUUUUGGUACUUCUGUGUAGUUAGCAGCCUUUCUUAUGUGGCUGAAACUCUCUAGCUUACAGCUAGCAUAUGUCUUCUGGCUUUUCAGAUUUAAUUCCCCUAAGUGCUUGCUCAUCACUGGUUGGUUUCAUUCUGUAAAUAAACCUUUUACUAAAUGUUCUUUUGUUGUUUUAGAACUUACUUAUUAAUUAUAGAUACAGUAUUCUGCCUGCAGCCAGAAGAGGGCACCAGAUCUUAUUACAGAUGGUUGUGAGCCACCACUUGGUUACUGGGAAUUGAACUCAGGACCUCUGGAGGAACAACCACUGUUGCUCUUAACAUCUGAGCCAUCUCUUCAGCCCCAACUAAAUGUUCUUUCAAAUAAUUUAAAGUUUUAAAAAUAUGUUUGAGCUUUUGAUUGCCUACGUGUGUGUGUGUGUGUGUGUGUGUGUGUGUGUGUGUGUGUGUGUAUUUGUGCACCAACUGCAUGCUGGUGCCUGUGGAGGGUAUAAGAGGGCAUUAGAUCCCCUGGAAUGGGAGUUGCAGAUUGUUGUGUUGUGUCCACCAUGUGGAUGUUGUGAAUUAAAUGUGGACCCACUGCAAGAGCUACAAGUGCUCUAUACUGUCAAACCACCUCUUUCGUUUCUAUUAAAUGUUAUUAAAGUUGA
This is a messenger RNA of Phodopus roborovskii (desert hamster), 5034 nucleotides long. Its product is annotated as zinc finger protein 605. The coding region runs from base 184 to 2121 and encodes 645 amino acids. The transcript has 5 exons. NCBI's taxonomy places the organism in Eukaryota, Metazoa, Chordata, Mammalia, Rodentia, Cricetidae. Gene Ontology annotation, molecular function: DNA-binding transcription repressor activity, RNA polymerase II-specific. The record is from RefSeq and is a predicted model, not a curated record. Gene Ontology annotation, biological process: negative regulation of transcription by RNA polymerase II.